Orycteropus afer afer is the source of this 3356-nucleotide messenger RNA. NCBI's taxonomy places the organism in Eukaryota, Metazoa, Chordata, Mammalia, Tubulidentata, Orycteropodidae. The record is from RefSeq and is a predicted model, not a curated record.
AUGGACGCCUAUCUGCGGAAACUGGGCUUGUAUCGGAAAUUGGUCGCCAAGGACGGGUCGUGCCUGUUCCGGGCCGUAGCGGAGCAGGUAUUACAUUCUCAGUCUCGCCAUGUUGAAGUCAGAAUGGCCUGUAUUCGCUAUCUUCGAGAGAACAGAGAGAAAUUUGAAGCGUUUAUAGAAGGGUCAUUUGAAGAGUAUUUAAAACGUUUGGAAAAUCCACAGGAAUGGGUUGGACAAGUGGAAAUAAGUGCCCUUUCUCUUAUGUACAGGAAAGAUUUUAUAAUUUAUCGGGAACCAAAUGUUUCUCCUUCACAAGUAACUGCAAAUAAUUUUCCUGAAAAGGUAUUACUGUGUUUUUCAAAUGGAAAUCAUUAUGAUAUUGUCUAUCCCAUAGAGUAUAAAGAAAGCUCUGCUAUGUGUCAGUCUCUCCUUUAUGAAUUGCUGUAUGAGAAGGUAUUUAAAACUGAUGUUAGUAAAAUCUUGAUGGGACUAGACUCCUCUGACGUGGCUGAUGAAAACAACAACAGUGAUAUAUCCGAUUCAGAGGAUGACAGUUGCAAGAGUAAAACUACCACUGCUAAUGAUGUGAAUGGAUUUAAAGCUUUGUCAGGCAAUCAGCAUCUGAAGAACAAUGGGAACUCUACUAGCCCUCCUUUAUCUAGAAAGGUUCUUAAAUCACUCAAUCCGGCAGUCUAUAGAAAUGUGCAAUAUGAAAUUUGGCUGCAGUCUAAACAAGCUCAACAAAAACGUGAUUAUUCCAUUGCUGCUGGCUUACAAUAUGAAGUUGGAGAUAAAUGCCAAGUUAGGUUAGAUCACAGUGGAAAUUUUUCUAAUGCAGACGUUCAAGGGGUUCACUCUGAGAAUGGACCAGUUUUGGUUGACGAACUAGGAAAGAAACACUCAUUGAAGAACCUCAAGCCACCUCCCCCAGAAAGCUGGAACACAGUGUCAGGGAAGAAGAUAAAAAAACCUUCCACUUCUGGACAAAAUUUCCAUUCUGACAUGGAUUACAGAGGGCCAAAGAAUCUGAGCAAGCCAAUAAAAGCUCCAUCAGCACUACCUCCUCGACUACAGCAUCCUUCGGGAAUAAGACAACAUGCGUUCACUAGUCAUUCUUCGGGGUCACAGUCUCAGAAAUCCUCCAAUGAGCACAAAAACCUUAGCAGGACACCCUCACAGAUCAUAAGAAAACCUGAUCGUGAGAGAGCUGAGGAUUUUGAUCACACAAGUCGAGAAUCUAACUAUUUUGGCCUCUCCCCGGAGGAGCGCAGAGAGAAGCAAGCUAUAGAAGAAUCACGUUUACUCUAUGAGAUUCAGAACAGAGAUGAACAGGCUUUCCCAGCCCUUUCUAGCUCUUCAGUCAGUCAGUCUUCUUCUCAGAGUAGCAACCCAUGUGUCCACAGAAAGUCAUCACAUGUGAGUGAUAGAAAAGGAAGCAGACGGAGAAUGGAUACUGAAGAACGAAAAGAUAAAGACUCUACCCAUGGACAUAAUCAGUUGGAUAAGAAACCUGAGUCAGCCACACUGGAGAAUAUUGACAGUGAUAAAUGUGCAAGAAUUUCAUCACCAUCAAAGUCCAAGAAAUUAGAAUACCCAUCUCCUGCAGAACAAAAACCAGCAGAACACGUGUCUUUGUCAAAUCCAGCUCCCAUUCUAGUUUCUCCAGAGGUACAUCUAACUCCUGCAGUGCCUUCUUUACCAGCCACUGUGCCAGCCUGGCCAAGUGAACCUGCAACUUUUGGACCAGCAGGUGUUCCUGCUCCAAUUCCUGUUUUGUCAGUGACACAGACUCUGACCACUGGACCUGAUUCUGCUGUGUCACAAGCUCAGUUAACACCCUCUCCAGUUCCGGUUUCAAUACAGGCAGUUAACCAGCCUUUGAUGCCUUUGCCUCAGACAUUGAGCCUUUACCAGGACCCACUCUAUCCUGGUUUUCCUUGUAAUGAAAAGGGAGAUCGAGCCAUUGCACCACCCUAUUCACUGUGUCACACUGGGGAGGACCUUCCUAAAGAUAAGAGCAUUCUUCGAUUCUUCUUCAAUCUUGGUGUGAAGGCAUAUAGCUGUCCUAUGUGGGCUCCACAUUCUUACCUAUACCCUUUGCACCAGGCCUACCUGGCAGCCUGCAGGGUGUACCCAAAGGUCCCUGUCCCUGUGUAUCCUCAUAGUCCAUGGUUCCAAGAAGCUCCUUCUACUCAGAAUGAAAGUGAUUGUACCUGUGCAGAUGCACACUUUCCUAUGCAGACUGAGGCCAGUGUUAAUGGUCAGAUGCCACCAGCAGAGAUCGGACCACCAACAUUUUCUUCACCUCUGGUUAUACCUUCGUCUCAGGUGUCUGAAAGUCAUGGACAAUUGUCUUACCAGCCUGAUCUUGAAUCUGAGAAUCCCGGGCAGCUUCUUCAUGCUGAAUAUGAAGAGUCACUGAGUGGCAAGAAUAUAUUUCCACAACCAUCCUUUGGACCUAAUCCAUUCUUAGGCCCCGUUCCCAUUGCACCUCCUUUCUUUCCUCAUGUUUGGUAUGGAUACCCAUUUCAGGGAUUCAUAGAAAAUCCAGUAAUGCGGCAGAAUAUUGUACUGCCGUCUGAUGAGAAAGGAGAAUUGGAUCUGGCCUUGGAAAAUCUGGAUCUGUCUAAAGAAUGUGGUUCAGUUUCAGCAGUGGAUGAGUUUCAGGAGGCUGGGGGUGAAGAUGCACUCCCUCUUUUGGAAGCAGGUAUGACCGGUGGACGUGAAGGUGGGGCAGAGCAGUCAUCCCAGACACCUAAGGCAGAUUUGGCCUUGGCUUCCACCCCUCCUGUAGCAGAGGGAAAGGCUCAUGUUCCUACUCAGAUUCUAAACAGAGAGAGAGGAACUGUUGUUGAACUUGAGCCUAAAAGGACCAUUCCAAGUCUAAAAGAAAAACCAGAAAAAGUGAAAGAUCCUAAGACUGCUCCUGAUGUGGUUAGCCCUGGGGCCAACUUGGUGGAUAGCAGAGUCCAAAGACCAAAAGAAGAGAGUUCAGAAGACGAAAAUGAAGUGUCUAAUAUUCUAAGAAGCGGCAGAUCCAAGCAGUUCUAUAAUCAGACUUUUGGAGGCAGAAAGUACAAAAGUGAUUGGGGCUACUCUGGUAGGGGAGGUUAUCAACAUGCCAGAGGUGAGGAGUCCUGGAAAGGGCAGCCAAGCAGAAGCCGGGAUGAAGGUUAUCAGUACCAUCGCAAUGUCAGAGGACGACCAUACAGGGGAGACAGGAGGAGGUCAGGGAUGGGAGAUGGCCAUCGGGGACAACACACUUGAUACUUGUUUGUUGCUGGAGUGUUAUAGAGCAGACACCCUUAGGUGGAAUAUUUCUGAAGGCUUUUUAAAGAUACAUUAAAAUAAAACCC